AUUAUUAUUAUUAUUAUUAUUGUAGUUAUUUGUCCUAAUCUUCCUCUUGUUCCUCAUCUUGUUAUUGAGAACACUCCUGCUUACACACCUGGUAGUGUUAUUACAUUCAGUUGUGUGGCUGGCUUUGGUUUUAGUGGAAAUAGAGCUAUCUUGUGCGAUGAAACUGGUCACUGGAACAGCACACUGCCUUCCUGUAUGCCAUCAAAUUCAUCAAGUACUUUGCAGUCUUCAGUUAAGAGCACAUCAGCUACAAUAAAACUAUCUACAACCUCAUCAAUUCUUGUAGCAAACUCAUCUAGUUUUUAUCCUGGACCAUCUAUUGCAGCACAUUCUUCUGGAAAUAAAAAGACCCUAAUAGGAAGUUUAGUAGGAGUUGGUGUUAUUAUUUUAAUUAUAAUCAUCAUCAUCCUUGCUGUAGCAUAUUUAAUUGUAAAGGCUCGAAGACAUCGUCGUUACCGUUCCUUCAGAGCACUAACAAUCAAAGCUGAAGACUUUGAAGAUGAUGAAGAUGAAGAGAAAAUUACUUUAAUAGAUCCAGAGGAUGAAGAGGUUGCUGAUGAGAGGAUAAGAACUGAUGAGAGGAGUAUUGGUCUAAAGGAAAUGGGCAAGGGAGUUGUUCACUUCCAGCCAUCGUUGCAUUCUGAUGAAGAUGUUCCUCCAAUUGACACUGACAAAUAAUAAUUUUUUGCCGAUAUUUUUCAUACUUUAUUAAAACCGUGAAUAUUUUCAAUAAUGUAUGCACAUAAUAAUUAAUGAUAAUUAUUUUUAUUAGGCUGGCAACUUAAUAAAACUGUA
This is a messenger RNA of Amphimedon queenslandica, 795 nucleotides long. RefSeq lists its product as uncharacterized. The record is from RefSeq and is a predicted model, not a curated record. The transcript has 6 exons. The coding region runs from base 196 to 678 and encodes 160 amino acids. NCBI's taxonomy places the organism in Eukaryota, Metazoa, Porifera, Demospongiae, Haplosclerida, Niphatidae.